This is a messenger RNA of Exserohilum turcica Et28A, 1341 nucleotides long. RefSeq lists its product as uncharacterized. The transcript is spliced from 3 exons. NCBI's taxonomy places the organism in Eukaryota, Fungi, Ascomycota, Dothideomycetes, Pleosporales, Pleosporaceae. The record is from RefSeq and is a predicted model, not a curated record. Bases 1 to 1341 code for a protein of 446 amino acids.
AUGGCGAACAAAUGCAACCCCUAUACCAGCGCCGGUGCCGGUGCCGCGUGGAAUGAAUGGCAGACGAACAAAUACCCACAUGAUCCGGUCGAGAAGGGACGCCUAACACUGACCGAUGCUUCCGAAUGCCAGCAUUUCGAUCCAACUCCCACCGAGGUCAGGCCUGGCCCACCAAAGCGAAGAGCCUUCGCCGAAGCCACCCCUGAGAACCGUCCAAGAAAACGACUCAGCACUGAUGCUGUCCGUAUGCUGGUGUCGUCGUUGAACAGCACCAAGGAGGAACGUGCCCGGCAAGAAAAACCUCUUAAUGCCACCAAAAAGUCAACGGCGGCCGUUGCCCAAGAAGAGAGGCCCGACGAGGUGUGCUCUGGAUCUGUUGUGUCAGAUAUCUAUGAUGGGUACCAGACAGAUGGUGGUGUUCGGCUCGAAAGUGCCUGUUCUACCAGGCCCGGCGACAUGACUCCUCCCGAACCCGACCGAGACACGACGCAGCCGCGUGUGCAACCAAACGAUGCAGGUCGCGCAAGACAACGAAACAUCUUUCUAGCCUCUAUCAGGCCCAUAGAAGCGGAGAAGCAAAAGCCACUAUCGCCGCCCGUGUCGCCCCGAACGUCAGCGUCGUCGUGGAGCCCAGAACCAGAGCAUUUCCGCUUCGCUUCUGGCGAGUACAUGGGCCGUACCAUUGGCGAGGUAUCCGGUGAAUACCUCAUCAGACUCAAGCAAAACGGCGAAUGGGAACUUCACGGCGGCAUAGACCAGGCUUAUGAAGAUUUCCAAAAGGAAUUGGUGGGUAAGGUUGAGCCCAGGCCUGAGCCACGUCGACGAGAGCGUGAUGCUGCGCUCCUGCAACCCAUGUCUUGGCGCGUGCCGCAGUCAUCCAAAAUCUACGCUGGCUGGCGCUUCCGAGAUCUCCCCAAAAAUUUUCUGCUUUUUCUCUCGCACGACUUGUCACAGGGCCGAAAGCUUGAUGGCGAGUGGGCGCCUCUGGUGGCCGCGUUUGAAUAUUGGUACCCGAAAAUGCUGCCCGGUGACAGAUGGAGGGAACAACAAGUGGCUGCAAAACGGCCUGCUUCAGACGCCCAACAGCCACCGCCGUCGACUGCUUCCAUUGCCGAACAGAUGGAAGAUGCCUGGCUGCGUUCUGCCUUUUCCAUGAACGCAGAAGACUUUACUUUUCCGCCCUCAUCCGCCUUCGCUUACAGGCGGGUCGACCAGCUGGUUGAAAAGGAGAGGAAUAACUUGGUGAAUCAAUGGGAGACGAAUACAUUGCGUUCCAUGUUGAGCAUAAAAGACUUUGAGGACUGCGAAAAGGCCAUGAGGGCCGAGAAACUCAUUGCUUAG